Melospiza melodia melodia is the source of this 723-nucleotide messenger RNA. Its product is annotated as interferon-like. The record is from RefSeq and is a predicted model, not a curated record. Bases 1 to 723 code for a protein of 240 amino acids. The transcript has a single exon. NCBI's taxonomy places the organism in Eukaryota, Metazoa, Chordata, Aves, Passeriformes, Passerellidae. Gene Ontology annotation, molecular function: cytokine receptor binding. Gene Ontology annotation, biological process: defense response. Gene Ontology annotation, cellular component: extracellular region.
AUGGCUGCACCUGGAUGCGCACAGCCCCGCCAGUGGCACAGCACCCUGGCACUGCUAGUCCUCAUCCUGGCUCUGGCCACCGGCCUCCCGUGCCACCACCUGCGGACCCACGAUCCUGGGAAUGCACUCCAGCAUCUGCAGGACAUGGCUCCAAGAACGACACUGUCCUGCAACCUCCAGAAGCGGCCCUUCUUCCCUGCCAGCCUGCUCCACAACAACCUGCAGCCGCACCAAGCCGCCGCCACCGCCCUGCGCAUCCUGCAGCACCUCUUCCACACCCUCAGCUCCAACGGCACCCGCCAGCACUGGCCCAGCCACGCUCGCAACCACCUCCUCAACAAGCUGCAGCACCACAAACACCACCUGGAGCAAUGCCUCCCCGACAACGCCGCGCCCUUCAAAGGACCACGCAACCCGCUGCUCGCCAUCAACAAGUACUUCAGGGACAUCCACCUCUUCCUGCACGCCCACAACCACAGCGCCUGCGCCUGGGACCACGUCCGCCUCGAAGCUCUUGUCUGCUUCCAGCACGUGGACAGACUCAUACGGCGAAUGAAGCACCAAGCUGCUCUGGACCCCACUAAGCCCACGGAUAGCAAACACCCAUCCCCAGACAGCACCAGUGGCCAUGGAUGGAGUAGUGAUGGCAGCAGCCCAGGCUGGGAUCACCUGGGACCAGUCACACCUCUUCCGACUGGGGAGCUGAUGGGGAAAGGGGUGUGA